AACUGGGAGGCACGGCUGCAGUCAGGACCAGCCAGCACUGCUCACUCGCAUGGAGCAGCUUCUCCCGCCGCUUUAGGCGGAAUCAGUGAGGGACGGCGGGGAAUGGAUGGACUGCUCCUGGUGGAAGGAACAUGAACCCCAUGCGCAAAUCGCUCUCAGCGCCGUCUCAGCACUGAAGAAGUUUUCUGCCGUCGUUCGGGAUUAUUAUCUGUACCCGCGGACGCUUCAGCAGAGAUCAAAAUGAGUGACAUCUACGAGUCCGCAGCCACCACGCUGGGCCUGGUCAACAGCCCCUGCCUGACCAAAGUGGAGCUGCGUGUGGCCUGCAGAGGAAUCUCAGACAGGGAUGCACUGUCCAAACCAGACCCCUGUGUGGUCCUUAAGAUGCAGUCCCACGGCCAGUGGUUUGAGGUGGACCGGACAGAGGUGAUUCGCAGCAGCAUAAGCCCCGUCUUCUCCAAGGUCUUCACAGUGGACUAUUACUUUGAGGAGGUGCAGCGUCUACGCUUUGAGCUGCAUGACAUCAGCAGCAACCAUAAUGGGCUCAAAGAGGCGGACUUCCUGGGAUCCAUGGAGUGCACACUCGGACAGAUUGUUUCUCAGAGAAAACUGUCCAAAGCAUUAUUGAAACAGGGCAAUACGUCAGGCAAGUCUUCCAUUACGGUCACAGCGGAGGAACUGUCUGGGAAUCAUGAUUAUGUGGAGCUCGCGUUCAGUGCUAAGAAGCUAGAUGACAAGGAUUUUUUUAGCAAGUCAGACCCAUUUCUGGAAAUCUUCAGAGUCAAUGACGAUGGCACCGGAUCCCUGGUGCAUAGAACUGAGACCAUCAUGAACAAUCUAAACCCUGUGUGGAAAUCGUUCAAAGUUUCGCUAAAUACACUCUGCAGUGGCGAUCAGGAGCGGGAACUAAAGUGUACAGUGUGGGACUGGGACUCAAAUGGAAAACAUGACUUCAUUGGAGAAUACCAGACAACCUUCAAAGAGAUGAAGGCAGCUAUGGAAGGAAAACAGAUUCAGUGGGAAUGCAUCAAUCCAAAGUAUCAAGUGAAGAAGAAGAACUACAGAAACUCUGGUGUGGUGAUGUUGACCCAGUGUAAGAUCAUAAAGAUGCACUCGUUUCUGGAUUAUAUAAUGGGUGGUUGUCAGAUCCAGUUCACAGUGGCGAUUGAUUUCACCGCCUCAAACGGUGACCCACGGAACAGCUGCUCUCUACACUACAUCCACCCAUACCAGCCAAAUGAGUACCUUAAAGCACUGGUGGCUGUGGGCGAGAUCUGCCAAGACUAUGACAGUGAUAAAAUGUUUCCAGCGUUCGGCUUUGGAGCGCAGAUCCCACCUGAUUUCAAAGUCUCUCAUGAUUUUGCUGUGAACUUUGAUGAGGACAACCCAGAGUGUGCUGGUAUUCAGGGGGUUGUAGAAGCCUAUCAGAACUGUCUCCCUAAGAUCCAGCUCUACGGCCCCACUAACAUUGCCCCAAUCAUUCAGAAGGUAGCUAACUCUGCCUCUGAGGAGAUGCACACUAAGGAGGCUAUGGAGUACUUCAUUCUGUUGAUCUUGACGGAUGGAGUGAUCACAGACAUGGCGGACACACGGGAGGCCAUCGUCCACGCCUCUCACCUGCCAAUGUCUGUCAUCAUCGUGGGCGUGGGCAACGCUGACUUCAGUGACAUGCAGAUGUUGGAUGGAGACGAUGGAAUUCUGCGCUCACCCAAAGGAGAACCCGUCCUCCGAGAUAUUGUCCAGUUUGUGCCCUUCCGUAACUUCAAACAUGCAUCUCCUGCAGCGUUGGCGAAGAGUGUUCUGGCUGAGGUGCCCAAUCAGGUGGUGGAUUACUACAACAAUAAAGGCAUAAAGCCCAAAUGUCUGUCAGACUUUGAGUCUUCCAGAGCUUUCAGUCCUUGAACCAAAAGCACAACCAACUGCAGGCUUGCAGACGAGUAACACCUGCUGGUGAUUUUCAAAAUCAUUGUAUAGAAUGUUUCUGAGUAUUUUAGAACUUGUCAUUCUAAAAUAAGUUUUUGGAAUUGAAGUUGUUUAUGUAUUAUAUGUUAUUGUUUUUUUUUUUCUUUAGACCAGAGCACACUGCCCCAGCAUUCUCCAACAAACACCAGCAAACCCAGAUGUUGAGUUGGUGUGCUGUACCUGUAUGUGAUACUUGAGAAACUCUAGAAUGUUCUCCCCCCAUUCACAGGUGGGGUGUGUUUACAAGCAGCCUUAUAAUACUCUAAUUAUCUGACUAAUAUAGCAAUCACAAUAAAAACCUUCAUAGAAACACCUAAACUAGGAUAUGCAAGUGCAAAAAUCCAUCCAUAGUCCAAAUAAUUCUUAACCAACAAGUUUGUUAGCCUGAGGCUUCAAAAUCUGCCAUAAAACAAAUAAAAUACCACAGAACAAUGAAACUUGCUGGGCUCCUUGCUGCACUUCUGUUAUCCACCACCUUAAAAAAAAUGCAGGGUUGUCUUAACAGCAUUCGAUGCUCUCAAAGCAUAUUUGAGGUACACUAUAUGGUCAAAAGUAAUGGGACACACACUUAAUCAGUGGUAUUACUGAAAGGGAAGCAUUUAGGAAUCAUGGCAACUCAGCCUUGAAGUGUCAGACCACGUAAAGUUAAGACCAGGGUCGCUGAGUGUUGAGGAGCAUAGUGCAUAAAAGUCGCCAAUGCUCUGCUGACUCUAAACCUCCUCUGACAUUAAUAUCAGCACGAAAGCUGUGUGCUGGGAGCUUCAUGGCAUGGGUUUCCAUGGCUGAGAAGCUGCAAGCAAGCCUUACAUCACCGAGCGUGAUGCCAAGCAUUGGAUAGAUGGUAUAAAGCACACCACCACUCGACUAAAACAUAUUCUACGAAUCAAGCUUUUCUAUCUUGGAGUCUGACAGACGGGUCUGUUUUGGUGAAUGCCAGGAGAAUGUAACCUGCCUGACUGUCCUGUGCCAACUGUAAAGUUUGGUGGAGGAGGGAUAAUGCUAUGAGGUUGUUUUUCAGGGGUUGGUCUAGGCCCCUUAGUUCCAUUGAAGGGAAAUCUUAAUGCUUCAGCAGACCAAGACGUUGAUGUUAUGCUUCUAAAUUUGUGUGAACAGUUUGGGGAAGGCCCUUUUCUGUUCCAGCCUGACUGUGCCCUAGUGCACGAAGCAGCUCUGUAAAGACAUCAUUGGAUGAAUUUGGUGUGGAAGAAAUUGACUGACACACAUAGAGCCCUGACCUUACCCCCAUUGAGCACCCUUGUGAUUAACUAAAACAGAGAUUGUGAGCCAGGCACUCUCUCAACAUCAGUGUUGGACCUCACAAACACUCUUCAGGAUGAAAGGGCAAAAGGAGACAAACUCCAAAAUCUUGCAGAAAACCUUCCCAGAAGAGCGGAAGCUGUUAUAGCUGCAACGGGGGACCAACUUCAUAUUAAUGCCUAUGGGAUGUCAUUAAAGCUCCUUUAAGUAUAAUGUGUAGGUGUCCCGAUUUGUCCAUAUAGCAUAUCAAAGAUCUGAGGCAGCCUUCUUGUCAGGGGCCAUAGGAUGGUUGUCUGUGGCUGUCAGCCAUCUGUUCGCUGAAGUAAUAGAAUUGGCAGUUGAUGUUCUUCUACAAAUGUGCUGAGCUGUUCUAUGACAUUGCAUUAGUACCAGUUUAAAAAAGCUAUUGCUGCGUCAUGUGUCUUGGAUGAACCAUGUGCCAAAUGUUUGGAAUUAGGGAGAAAAUUGUGUAAAAAUCAACAAAUAAAUAAGUAAAUGAUUGAUUGAAUGUGCAAAAGGUUCAUAACAGAUCUAGCAAGUGUUUGAUCAAAUGAGAGUUGUGGGUUCUGCUGAUCUUUGGAGAAAAUUUAAUCGGGUGAACAUGUGUCAAAAAAGUGUAGGCUGCAUAGGAUUUGUUAAAACUUGCAUAUUUAAAAAUAAAAUUAAACAAGAAACAAAAGUUUGGAAACAUGCUGAACCUGCCAACUGACUUAUACGCUUCUUGGUUUAUGGUAACAGCUGGCAUCAAAUGGUCACUUCACACAUGCACAGAGAUUAGUUUGGAUUACAUGUAGCCAUGGGUGGAAAUGGGCCAGAACACAUGCUAACCCCGUUAAAAGUCAAACGGUAAAAGCUGGAACGGAUCUGCACUCCAGCUAAUUCACUGGGAAACUAUGUAUAGUUGUUUUAGUCAAUUCUCUGUUGCAGUUUCCAUGGUAACACAUGCAUUGCAUAUGUAACAUAAAACUAGCCAAGAAACUCCACAAUCGGAUGAAAAGUAAUUUGAGUUCAAAUUAGAAUUGCUCCACUCGAGUAGAGCAAUGACACGUAGUGGCUGAUAUUGACCUGACUAGACUGCUACGUCAGCCAUUCUUUACUAGUCUAUGAUAUCAAGUCAUCUAAGGUGAAAGUAACUGGACACUGUACAUUUUUUACAGGCUAGAUAUUUAGUAUUAUGGUUGAAAUAGUGAGAUUUUUUUGUUGUUGCUGUUGUUUUUUUGUUGUUUUUGACAAGCAAUAGACAUUUUGCCAACCCUUUGUGGUCUCUGCCUUGUUUUUUCAUGCUGUUAGUUUAAUUUCAUACAUCAUCUAAACCAAGUGAACAUUCACAGAGCUAGAUAUUGGGUUCCCCCUGUAAAAUCUGGCCAUUUCCACCCCUGCGUUUAAUGUAUAAAGUUGGGUAUUUUUAUCAUAGGCAUGGUACCUGUAAACAGCUCACAUGGAAUCUGAAAUUUCAUUGAAUUUAAUCAGACUAUACAUUUCUGAGCACUGGCUGAUUUGUCAGUUUGGCUUGUAAGUUCAGUGUAAAGUCAAUAUUAGGAUGGUGCAGUAUGUUGGAAAGUGUUGGAUAAGUAUGCUCUGGCUUUUUUUUCCUUUCAUUCGUUCACUGAGUAAUUUGUUUAUUUAUUUAUUUAUGCUAAAAUGGACCACAUCCGUCUUGCUGUACAGUAACUAUGGAGCAACAAUAAAAGCUUUCAUUCACAGUGAACAAGGCAGAACAAGUCUUAGUGUAGAUGAAGUUUUCUUUAGAGAGUCAGUUGUUGAAGGGCUAUGUAGUCCAGAGGAGCAUGAUACUCCAUUACUUGAUGGUGAACAGUGCUUUCCUAUGAGCAGACCGUCAGCACCAUUGUUGUUCCCUGUUUAAAGUGCUACCGUUUGAUUAUUUGUUCAUUUACUGGAUUAGUUUUAAUUUCUGCAUGUGUGAUCUUUAAGGCCUGAUAUAUAAUAUUAAACUGACUAUGUGUACAGUAUGUAGAGCUAAAUAUAAGCUAUCCAAUGAAUAUUUACAUGAAAGCAUGGUGAAUGGACAGAACUCUGUGCAUAGACGUUCUAGACCUUUCUGUUCUUUUCUACAGGUUUGUUGAACUUUUUUGCUAAAUUUCUUAAAAACUUCUUAAUCUGCAAGUUCCUUCAGAUAUUUGGAGUGAGUAGCUGUUACUGCGUUACAGCAUUAGAUGCUCUUCUCUUCUGUCUUCUUCUUCUGUCCUCUAUUGGCCUCUUCUCUAUUCACAGUUCUCUUCACUCUUUCUUCUCUUUUUACUGUUCUUUCCUCUUCACUCUUCUCUCUUUACUGUUCU
Messenger RNA from Pygocentrus nattereri (red-bellied piranha), 5516 nucleotides. It is a transcript of the gene cpne4b, whose product is annotated as copine IVb. The record is from RefSeq and is a predicted model, not a curated record. Lineage: Eukaryota; Metazoa; Chordata; Actinopteri; Characiformes; Serrasalmidae. Gene Ontology annotation, biological process: cellular response to calcium ion. The transcript is spliced from 16 exons. Gene Ontology annotation, molecular function: calcium-dependent phospholipid binding. The coding region runs from base 241 to 1902 and encodes 553 amino acids. Gene Ontology annotation, cellular component: plasma membrane.